CAACUUCUUUUAUGGUGUGUCGCCCUUGGUAAGCUAUUUUACCAGUUUUCAGCCGUCAAGAUGUUGCACGCACCGUCCGGUCAUCAUUCAGUUAUAGGACGUCCCAGCUCAGAAGGGCUGUCGUUUGACGAAUAUGUUGUGUAUAGAGGGAAACAGGUAUGUCUUGCUUUUUAGUCAAGAGCUGUGUUUUCUUUUCUCGUUGCACUUGUGGCUGUCGUUUAAGAGAAUGCUAGGAGCGUCGUGGUUUGCAAUCGUCCUGGCUGAGAUAAGAACUAGAUGGAUUUUAAGAGAAAAGGCGGACUGCAAGCGGCUACAAUCGAUUGUAUUGGGUGCGACUUUGGGAUACAUUUUUGGGCCAGAUUGACAAAAGCUAAAUUUGCAUGCAACAGAAUCUUCAUACCGUCCAACCUCUGCACCAUGAGGCUCGCUAAUUUGUGGACGUAUCAAAGUCGUCUUUCGUGAGAAAUUCGUAGUUUCCUUUAUUUUUGAGGUUUUCAGUGUUGUCCGCGGGGAACAGGCGCCCCAUUGACAUAAAGAAGCUUAAGCACAGACAUUUUGAGCGACACACGUCAACCGGAAGUGAGAUCUAUUCCCUCUUAAUAUACCUUGACGCUGCCAAAUUUGUAUGUGUUCACUCUUACAGAGACGAUCUGCCUUAAAAUUUGGGCAAAACCGCUGUCCAAGGGUGCAAAAAAAGGCACCUCGGUUGACGUGCGUCGUCCAGAAACGUGUUCGCUUAAGCUUGUUGAUAUGAGCUAUUGAGAAAAAUGCAAAUACAGGAUUUGGUUAUAAUAAUUUGAUGCAAGUGUUUUUUUUUAAUCGAUGUGCCAUUUGCUUAAUUAUCUGACACACUACCUACUUGUUUCCUUUGUUGUUGUUUACAGGCGUAUCCAGAAUACCUUAUCACGUACAAGAUUGUUAAACCCUCCAACGCUAAGGCAUCUCCAUAA
Porites lobata is the source of this 950-nucleotide messenger RNA. NCBI's taxonomy places the organism in Eukaryota, Metazoa, Cnidaria, Anthozoa, Scleractinia, Poritidae. The record is from the annotation of a GenBank genome assembly.